Messenger RNA from Tarenaya hassleriana, 1968 nucleotides. Its product is annotated as mitochondrial import inner membrane translocase subunit TIM44-2-like. Gene Ontology annotation, cellular component: mitochondrial inner membrane. Gene Ontology annotation, biological process: protein import into mitochondrial matrix. The transcript is spliced from 14 exons. NCBI's taxonomy places the organism in Eukaryota, Viridiplantae, Streptophyta, Magnoliopsida, Brassicales, Cleomaceae. The record is from RefSeq and is a predicted model, not a curated record. Gene Ontology annotation, molecular function: protein-folding chaperone binding. The coding region runs from base 267 to 1721 and encodes 484 amino acids.
CGCCGAAAGAAAUAAGAGUCGCACUGUUACCUUACAUUUACAACAACGUUACACGAUCCGCGGCGGCUCUUUUCUUCCCUUUCGCCGUCUCCGCCGCCGCACUUCUCCACCGCCCUUUGCAGAGCUCGUUCUCUGGUUGAAGAUUCUACUCUCUCGUCUUCAAUCUGUCUUCUUGUUGUUAUUCUUCUUCGUUUUCCUUCGUCGUCGUUCGGAGGUCCUUGGAUUCUUUGGUUUUUGAUCGAAUAGGCGUUUCGAGGACUGUUUCAAUGGCGAGUAGGAAGCUGGUCCGGGAUUUUCUCAUAGCGAAGCAUCCGAUUUUCGUCCAAAUGACGCAUCAACGGAGAGUAAACGCGAGGUUAGGGUUGCUGCCUGCUCAUGGGUCCCUGAAUCCUCGCCCGUUCAGUGUGUUCGGCGAGUUCUCGAAGAAAAUCAAAGGGGAGGCAGAGAGCAAUCCUGAAUUUCAACGAACGGUGAAGGAGCUGAAGGAGAGAGCCGAAGAGCUGAAAGGUGUAAAAGAGGGCUUGAAAGAAAGGACGAAGCAGACAACUGAGCAGCUGCAUAAGCAAGCUGAAGGUGUGUGGUCGGAGGCCGAAGCCGUGGUGAAAAAGGUUUCUUCUGAUGUUAAAGACAAGAUCUCAGCAGCCACAGAAGAGGUCAAGGAAACAUUGAAGUUUGGAAAGCAGGAGAGUGCUGGAUCCACAGAGUCUACAAGCACAGCUGGUACUGGCACAAAAGAUGCAGGCACUGGUACCUUCGAAGAAGAGAAACAACACCAGCAAUCAGGUCCUACCGAUUCACAGGAGACAUUAUUUGGAAAGUUUAAGUCAACUAUUUCUUCACCAAAGGUUUCUGGGGCAUUUUCCAAGCUGAAGGAAGCAAAAGUUGCUGACUUGGCAAAGAAGGGCUAUGACAUUGUGAAGGAUGAGUUGCGUGGUGCUCCAUCUAAGAAAAAGCACCUAGAAUGUACUCCUACCCCACAAUUUACUGGCGAGAGAAGUACGAGAACAGAAAUGGUGGUUGUACCAACAAAACAGCCUAUAUGGCGAAAGAAAUGGGAAGCCUUCAGAGAGAAGAUGCAAGGUCAUCCUGUAUUUAAACGUCUAAGUGGGAUCAGUGAACCUGUUGUCAACAAGAGCCAAGAGAUUGCGGAGGACGUGAGGGAAAGAUGGGAAACUAGUGAUAGCCCAAUUGUUCAUAAGAUUCAGGACAUCAAUGAUACAAUCUUUCAAGAAACAGAUUCCGCUGCUUCUUAUAAAGAAAUACGCCGCCGAGAUCCAUCUUUCUCCUUACCGGACUUUGUAGCAGAAGUUCAGGAAGCUAUCAGACCGGUCCUUAAUGCGUAUAUGAAGGCAGACGUUGAGACCCUGAAGAACUACUGUAGCCCUGAAGUCAUUGAACGGUGUAAAGCAGAGCAUGAUGCUUACAAAAGUCAUGGUAUAUUUUAUGACAACAAGCUUCUGCACAUAUCUGAAGUUGAGGUACGAGAGACAAAGAUGAUGGGAACUUCCCCUAUAAUCAUCGUGGCGUUCCAAACGCAACAAAUCUACUGCGUUCGUGACAGAAACGGGGCAAUCACCGAAGGAGGCAAGGAUACGAUCCAGACGGUGUACUACGCGUGGGCAAUGCAACAAGUGGAGCCAGAAGAGCUCGGAGAAGGCGCAUUGUAUCCGAUAUGGAGGCUAAGGGAGAUGCAGCAGCUUGGUGUUCAAGCUCUCAUCUAAAUAAGUUCAUAACCCAGACCCACACUGUAUGAUCAAAUCAAAUCACUCCAUUUUUUUCCCCUUAGAUCUUGAUGGAGUUCCCAGGGAGGGGAGGUCUCUCUGGGUUUAGAGGAAAUUUUGAUCAAUUUUCUGAUUUAUUUUGAGUUGCAUUUAUAGUAGUAGAUGCUGUUUGUUGUGUUGAAACUGUGUUAUUUGAUUCUGUCAUAAAGGCCCUGGUAAGGAAUAAAUAACAUAGUUAUUUUAGAAA